GAUUUAGCCAUGGCGGAGCUGGCGUCAGGCGCUGUGGGGACGCUGCUGGGCGUGAUCAGCCAUGAGGCGCUGAGGCUCGGACGCGUCCGGCACGACGUGCAGUUCAUCCAGGAGGAGAUGGAGAGCAUGGGCAGCUUCCUGGCGAACCUCUCCGGGAAUAGCCGUGAGCACGACGAGCAGGUCCGCACCUGGAUGAACCAGGUCCGGAUCCUCGCCAAUGACUGCAACAACUGCAUCGACCUCUACCUCUACCGCGGGGACCCCGCGCUCCACUUGCCUAAGGAAGGUCCUGGCCGCUACCUCUUGUGGGCUCCCUGGCUGCUGCGCAAGCUGCUCGCGCAGCAUCGCGCCGCGGGCCAGCUGAGGGAGCUCAAGGACCGGGCACAGGAUAUCGGCAACCGCCGAUUAAGGUAUGGCGUCGAGGUCAAACCGGUGGAGUCAUCACCAUCUUCUCAAGCUGGGCAGCUCGCAGAGCCAUCGUUAUUGCCAGCCACUCAAGACCAUGAAGAAGAAGAAGACGACGACCACCACCAAGACGGGGGUGAUCCACCACUCAAGGUGGUGGCCUUGUCCAUGACUAGUAUGAAGAUGAACAAGGAAGAUUACUUUAGGAGGAGGCUAGACCACUGGAUGGUGCAAUCGGGGGUGAAACUGGAGGCGGCCGGAUCAAAACCACCACUGCCAUCCAUCACCUUUGUGGUAAUAGAGAACAAAGAUGCCGAUGCUCUUCCGAAUGAAGCCUUGGACGUGGCGAAAGCCUAUUUCAAGAGGGCAGAGGAUGAGAAAAACAAUGGUGUGCCACGGGACACCGAUCCUGCACAUGAAGAUAAGGCUGUGACACCGGAGAUCAAGGACGCCGACGCUCUUACGCAUGAAGAUAAGGCAGCUGUGCCAUCGGCGAGCAAGGACGCCGACGCUCUUACGCAUGAAGAUAAGGCAGCUGUGCCAUCGGCGAGCAAGGACGUCAACACUCUUUGCUCAAAGAUAAGGAAGAUAAGGUGGUUAUGCCACCGAAGAUCAAGGACGUCGGGGCCACUGAAGAUCAAGGAUGUCGACACCCUUGCGCAUGAAGAUAAGGCUGUGGUGACACUGGAGACCAAGGGCGACGAUGACGCUCUUGCGCAUGAAGACAAGGCGGAUGUUCCAGCAAAGAUCAAGGGCGAAGGUGGCGCUCUUGCUCAUGAAGAUAAGCCAAAUGUGCCAUCAGAGUCCAAGGGUGACAACGGCUCUCUUGUGCAUGAAGAUAAGGCGGAUGUGACAGCGAGCACCAAGGGCGACAGUGGCGCUCCUGCGCAUGAGGAUAAGGCGGGCAUGCCAUCAUCGACCAAGGGCGACGGUGGUGCCCUUGCGCAUGAAGAUAAGGUGGAUGUGCCAUCAGAGACCAAGGGCGGCGACGAUGGCCCUCUUGUGCAUGAAGAUAAGGUGGAUGUACCAUCCGGGACCAUGGGCAACAGUGGCGCUCUUGGGCAUGAAGAUAUGGCGGAUGUGCCAUCAGGGCCCAAGGGCGACGGUGGCCCUCUUGCGGAUGAAGAUAAGGCGGAUCUGCCAUCAAAGACCAGUGGCGAUGGCGGUCUUCUUGCGCCUGAAGCUAAGGGGGACGUGCAACCGGUGACCAAGGGAGACCGCGGCGCUCUUGCGCCUGAAGCUAAGGCAGAUGUAUCAUCGGAAACCAAGGACGGAGAACACGUCGUCUUGGUCGACGUCCUGGAGGUGCACUACAGUUUUGUAAGGCUAAGACCGCACAAGAUUCUUUGCUACAUCCUGGCUGAGAUCAAGCGGCAGCAAAAGAUAGGUCCUCCUGCUGGUCCUCGUAGUUGCAUGUUAAAAUGGGAUACUUACGAUUACAGAAAGGAGACGAUGGGUGAAAUCAAGACAAAGAUAAAAACAAUGGAUGUCAACAAGAAGCUUCAAGACAUCAAAAUUUGCAAUCUUGAGGAUGGGAAAGAGCAGCUGUCAGAGCUGCAAAAAUCACACAAGGGCAGAAAAAAUACGGAAGGCAAAUCACCCAUGGGCAAAGAAACUUUGGAACACUUAGUCAGAGAUAAAUCACUGGACAUACUACUCUGGCUGCUCACCUACCACUCAACUACUACUGCUACAUCUGAAAAAGAGAAAAAGAGCAAAUCCAUGGUGGCAGAAUUGUACGAUGACAUCAUCAAGAAUACAGCAACAAAACUUGGAAACAUUCUAGAGAAACAGGAAUAUGAAAACAUUCUGCGGGAGGUGUUCCCAAACCCAAAGUGGACCACCACUGCUUCCAAUAGUACUCCUAGAACAUUGGUGGAUGAUAUCAUCAAACAUAUGGUCAAGAAAGAGGUUAAGGAGAUGCUGCAUGAGCUGCGGGUAGACAAAUCUGACAAGAACCCUGAGACAGGCAGUGAAGAAGCUCAAACCGCCCCGAAAGAUGAUUUUCAAGUAAACACAGAUAACAAGAAGGAAGAAAUCGUAAGGGAGAUCAUGAAGCAGCUCAAGAUCAAAAUGGUCGCGCAAAAGAUUAAAGAAUGUUUGAGAGAUAAUAAUCAAAGGAUCCUGGUCAUCCUCAAAGUUUCUGACAAGUAUGUACCCCAAUGGGAAGAGACCAGAAAUAGUUUGAGCCUGUUGGGGUCGAACUGCCCCAUCUCUGGUGCUGUGAUUGUGGCCAAGACCACUCAAGAUGACACAAGGCAAUAUUUUGGCUGUCCAGGGCUGGAGCUUAUAGAAUAUUCUCCUGUUGGCCUCUACUUUGAUAUUGUGCUCCAGGUUACAAGCCAGUAUAUAAAUGACCAUCGGGUUCUUCACAACAUCUUGUGCAAGUGCAAGCCACAUGAAUUCUGCAUGAAGAUCUUCGCUCAUGCAUUGUAUGCCAAACCCAAAAGGAGCAGUGACGAGUUAAAGAAGUUGCACGACACCUUGCAUGAUGUUGCCACACAAAAAUCAUUGCCCAGUAUGAUGUUCAAGUUCUCUUACAGGGACCUGCCUAAAGAGUACAGGUCCUGUUUGUUGUACCUCGCUAUCUUCCCUCAAGGACAAACCGUCAGACGGUCAACCUUGAUAGGACGAUGGGUUGCAGAAGGGAUGAUAACCACCAAAGAGUGGAGCUGGCCUUCUUCAGUGGUUGAGGCUGAGAAAUGUUUUGAUACACUCGUUGCUAGGUGCCUUGUUUGUCCAGCUGACAUUGGUGCUUCUGGAAAGGUCAAGAGUUGCAUGGUGGAUAAGCUAGUCUAUGGGUUCAUUACCAAGAUCGCCAUUAAGCAGCGAAUUCUGGAGACACGUCUGUCACACCACUUGGCUCAUCACUUCUCCAUUUUCAGUGAUGUCCGUCUCCGCAGCUCUGAGAAAAUAGAGAAUUUCUUGAAAAAAUCAUCUCAGUUCUCCAAGCUCAAGGUGCUAGAUCUAGAAGGUUGUGUAUGCUUCCCGGAGUACCAGCACUACCUGACUGACAUAUGCAGGAAGAUACUAAUGCUCAAGUAUCUCAGCCUAAGGGGAACGGGCGUUACCAGGCUGCCCAGUGAAAUCAACAAUCUUCUUGAGCUGGAGGUAUUGGAUAUCCGGGAGACUGAGAUCCCUGCAUCUGCAACAAGAAAUGUCCUGCUGCGAAAGCUGAAACGUCUGCUGGCUGGUAAAAAGCUAAAGGAUCUGAUGGCUAGUCAAAGCAGUCCUGCUGACAAGACAGAAAAAGUGGAGGUCCUGUGCAAUGCCAAGCUUCAGAAUGUUCGGAAGCGUCUGUCGCCUAGUCAUGUUGAUUCAAGUCCUGCUGAUUACUUCAGUGUGCAGAUCCCUGGCAAGAUCGAAAAAAUGCUGGGUGUGGAGGUAUUGUCCAAUGUCAAGCCGAAGAAUCGACAAGACUUGGUAGACAUUGCAACUCUAAAUGACCUAAAGAAGCUCGGUGUGGUUAUCAACAAAGAGAGUGACCUCAAGUCAUUGCUUAAUUCAAUCAGUGACCUCCUAAACCAGUCUCUCCGUUCUCUGACAAUUACUCUUGACAUAGCCAUAUACGAGAAGCCUGAAGCAGAGCGGAGCCUGAGAAACAAACCCAAGGAUCUUGAGAGCCUAACUAUCAAUGGAAAGAGUAAAUGCCCCAGGGAUUUUGAGAGCCCCAAGGAUCUUGAGAGCACUAGCACACAAAUGUGGAAGCUUCUUGAGUCAUUGACCGAAAAUGGAAAGCAACUUGCGAAGGUAACUCUAAGUUGCACUUUUUUGAGCCAAAAACAUCUGAAGGUCCUUGCCAAUCUUAAGAACUUACGUUGUGUCAAGCUUCGACACAGUGCGUACAAUGACAGCAAGCUCACUUUCAAUAAGGGAGAAUUCAAAAAUCUCAACAAAUUUCUUGUUGAGGGAAACAACAUGACUGAAAUCAAAUUUGAUAAGGGAGCUGCUAGUAACCUCGAGAAGAUCGUUUUGUCCUCCACCAACAUAGUCUCUAUCAGUGGAGUCAACUGCCUUCAGAAACUGGAGGAGCUCGAGUUGAAGGGCGUCAAUGACAAGAAGAUGGUGCAUUCGUUAUUUGACAAUGCCAAGCACAUAGCCAAGGUGACUCUUCGUGAUACAAUGCUAGAGCAAGGUGAUCUGAAAAUCCUCGCAGGCAAUAAAAAGAUGCGCUACCUAGCGCUCUUGGGGAAGUUUUAUAAUGACCGUCAUCUUAUCUUCGAAGAUGAAUUCCAAAACCUCAACCUUCUUACUGUUGACUCCUCUGAGUCUGACAUAACCGAGAUAAGCUUCACCAACAGCUCUCCUAAUCUUGAGAAGAUCGUCUGGUCAUCCAAGGAAAUUGUUUCUCUGUCAGGAAUCAACAAACUUCCUGCAUUAAAGGAGCUGGAGUUGAACGGUGGUGACAGUGUCCCUAACAUGUUGGAAGAAGAGACUAAAAAACGGAAGAUUAGGCUUGACUACAAACCCACGGAUAAGCCCAAAAAAAAUAAAAAAAAUAAAAGAGAAGCGGAUAAAUCCUUGUGGAAGGUGAAGGAUUGGUGCUGGAGCAACUGAAGGCCAUCCUGUUACUUCUUCCGUUCAUCAUCAAUUCCUGCCAUGGUAUGUGUUUGUGUGUGCUCGUGUGGUUUGCCAUUGUGUGUUUCUGUCUACUGAGUGUGCAUUUGUGUUGUGCUUGUGCCGAUUGGUUUGAGUGGUGUGGGUGUGGGAGUCCAGUUACUAAUUCUACUUACAGGUCCACGUGUGUGGCUUUCCUCUGGACAAUAUGGUUCCAUGUAAUAAGUGCAAUGCCUGUACACACAUUUGACUUAUUAUUAUAUACACUUGUGUGCUAUAUCAUGUACGUUUGGCUGGGCUGGUGUAUGUUAUACUGUAUAUGUUUACAUAAUAACGAAGCUAGCAGCUGUAAUAUCAGCAGCACUUAAUUAUUGUCCCUUGGAGCGGAGUUUUAUGCAGACCGAAGGUUUCUCAGAUAUUUGUUCAUCUUGACAGAA
Molecule: messenger RNA, 5399 nt
Organism: Hordeum vulgare subsp. vulgare (domesticated barley)
Lineage: Eukaryota; Viridiplantae; Streptophyta; Magnoliopsida; Poales; Poaceae
Exons: 1
Coding region: 10-4962 (1650 amino acids)
Biological process (GO): defense response to other organism
Source: RefSeq, a predicted model, not a curated record